UGAUAAAUGGUUUAGGGAUGGAAAAAGGAAAGUCGUUGGAGCGUGGUGACGAAGGAAAUUGUGAUGACGAUCAGGGAUCUCAAAUUGAAUGUGAUGAUCACGGGGAUCUCUUGGAUGGGGAAUUUUACAGAUCGAGAGAGUUUUGGAUGAUGGUUCAUGAAAAGCAGAGUAAAGGGUUACCAUGGAAUAGAGCUGUGGAUGAAGUUCGAGUUGAAAGACUUAUUCAGAGUUACAAAGUUAAUGGGAAACUGGACGGUGAAGACCCAGCACUUGUGAUGUUAAAACAUUGGCCAGCAUCUAAACAGUACAAGGAUAAACCUGACAAACUUCCAGGCCUCGAAAAGCUGGUGAAUCAAUUUUUGGAGAUAAUGUUAGAUAGUGAACUAAACUCAGGAAACAAAUAUGAGCUAUUCAAAGAUGAAGAAGACAAAAUGAGGAAAACUUUGUUGCACUAUUCUGCUGAAGUUGGGUUUUUACAAAUCACCAAAACACUCUUAAAGAAAUGUCCUGGUCUGCUGGAAGCAAGAACAGAACUUCAAAUAAUACCCAAGAAAAAAAGAGCCAUGUUAGCAGUUGAGUUGGCAUUGGCUGCAGAGAAUGAUGAAGUGGCAGCUUAUUUGGUUAGAGCAAUGUGGCAUGAGAGUGUUACAAGAUUAUUUUCUUGGAGACCAGGAGACAUGUCAAAUCCAGAACCAUCCUUCUUCAGUUUUCAGGCCAUCAUUGAGAAUCCUAAAAUGAAGAAAACAGUUGUGGCUCUAUUAGAUCAGAUGGUGAACCCACACUGGCCUUACCUUCCAAAACGCAAGGACACUUAUGUCUCCCAAGAAGAAAAGAAGGGAAUUGAAGGAGUCUGGAAGACAAUCCCAGAAGAUCCACUGAAUUAUUAUUUUCAUUAUGCUAUCCUGGAUGGUGAUGGGGGUGGUAGACCACCAAAAGUUACGUUAUCAGAAGGACACACAGAGUCAGAUAACAAAUAUUUCAACCAUAGAGAUAAGUCGUGCUUGAACAUGAUUGCCAAGAGUACCAAUAAGGAGGCUUUGCAACAUCCAGUGGUUAGAAUGUUGGUUAAGACAAAAUGGAAACGUUAUGGACAUUUCUUCCUCAGCCUUCAGACAGUAUUGUAUGCCAUCUUCUUGCUGUUCUUGUCAUUUUCUCUGCUAUAUGGGUCAACCAAACCAGACCCCACCCAGUACAGGGGUGCAGCAGAUUUAUGGUGUGGAUUCUGUGAGAUUGUCACUCUGCUCAUGGCUGUCUUUUACAUGUGUGAAGAACUGAAUCGAUUGAGAAUGUAG
Stylophora pistillata is the source of this 1292-nucleotide messenger RNA. RefSeq lists its product as uncharacterized. Gene Ontology annotation, cellular component: plasma membrane. NCBI's taxonomy places the organism in Eukaryota, Metazoa, Cnidaria, Anthozoa, Scleractinia, Pocilloporidae. Gene Ontology annotation, biological process: calcium ion import across plasma membrane. The record is from RefSeq and is a predicted model, not a curated record. Gene Ontology annotation, molecular function: calcium channel activity.